CAGGUCAAUUGCCUUGUUCCUUCAGAUUCCUUUCGAACGCAGGAGUCCCGCUCAGGACUUGCAGGACAGUGUCUACAUCUGUUGCCGUCCUCGAGGCCAACGUGAGGCUCUUCUUCGCUUGUUUCUUUGUUAGUUGUUGGCACCUUGAGUCCGUGAGUGCUUUGGUUGAAUCCAGGGAUUAGUGUUUGCUGACGGUUUAGCACACACCAGAGUCCCAAACUCAGAGCCAGGUUUUAACUAUGUCUCGCCUCGUGGAGGGCAUCAAGGAGUUGUUGAAAGGGAAGGACGAGCCAGAGUAUCGUUACCGCUCUGGGUACGACCAGCGCUACUCCCAGGGAUCCACGAAGUACUACGGCUAUCCACAGAGCUCUACUUCGGAAGUGCGCAGCGGUUACCAAAGGCCAUACGGGCAAGCUUUGGAUGAUUACCAGGAUGGGUACGACAGGUCGGACCGGAAGUGGCGUGGGCAGAGCAACCAUUCUCCCCGAGGUGAUUACAGGAGAACCGCCCAGGAGUCUCCGCGCGAGUACCGCAAAUCUUUCCGUGGCUCUAGGUUGGGGGACAACGACUCUGAUGAGAUCGAGUUGAUGGUGCCCAUGUGCUGCGACAAGUGCAAGGAGAAAGUAGAGGAGGAGUUGGGUGAGGUUGAGGGAGUGGAAUUUGUGGAAUGCGAUCCCAUGAACUCUCGGGUGACAGUUACGGGUAGUAAUAUCGACGUGAGCAGAUGCCUGGUGAAGGCCGAGAGAGCCGUGAAGCAGAAAUGCGAGUUGAUCAGCAACGACUCCGAUGACGACGAAGAUAGCAAGCGUGGGUCUGGCCGCCGUGGUAGCUUGGGCCGUUAUCAGAGCAGGGAUGACUCAUACCGUGGGUAUUCGGUUCGUGACGAACGAUCGGGCACCGGCCAUUAUCGCCCAGAUUACGGCUCCAAGAGCGGCAGGCCGAGCUUGGGGAGGCUACCUUCUUUCGCCAGUGGCAAAGUGACCCAAUACGACGGAUACGGCCAGCGCGGCCAGGACUACGAGGUCAAGGAUUAUACGGGGUUCCGCAGCAUGCCAUCGUUCAACAAACACCGACAUCACGAGGCGGAAUUCAUCACUAGCUAUGACCAGCGACCUCAAUACGCGGCUGAUACGCGGGUGGCGUUUGCCAAUGUCCGUCGCAUGCCAUCCUUCAACCGGCACCGACACCAUGAUGCCGAGUACAUCAAUGACCGUGAGUACAGUCCUCGCACAUUCUAUGAAAAUGGUGCUAGCGCGUACACAACGGCUUAUAACGAACGGCCAGUGUAUCGAUCUCAAGUGUCCUUCUCCCGUCUUCCCGUCGGGAACCCUAAUUACGUGAAGCACAUCGAGUACUGAUCGAUACAACCACCCUCUGGAAUUGUGUUUUCUGGCAUGGUAUGACUAUGUAUUAUUUUUCCACGUACAGGCGUCUCUGCGGAAAGUCAAAUACUAAGUCGGCGCGUUCAAUUUUCAGCAAUCCACAGCGAUUUUGUGCUCCGAGAGGUUCAUGCUCGUCGGGCUCCAGACCCGACCUGCAGUGCACAUGACAGUGCCCAUCUCACAGCUUUAGCAUAAAGAUAAUUUUUUGGUGCUAGGAUUGUUACUGUUAUCAGGAGGAGGCAGGAUACGCUGGACCUUUGAAUCCAUGAGGUUGGCAGGGCAAUCGCCCUCCUCACCUCGAGAUGUGAAAUAAACAGUGUUUUAGCGAAAUGGGUUGAAAAUGAGUGGGUGACUUGGCCUUUUUUCCA
Physcomitrium patens is the source of this 1750-nucleotide messenger RNA. RefSeq lists its product as uncharacterized. Gene Ontology annotation, molecular function: metal ion binding. The record is from RefSeq and is a predicted model, not a curated record. Lineage: Eukaryota; Viridiplantae; Streptophyta; Bryopsida; Funariales; Funariaceae.